GCGGGGCUUCUGAGCUCUACUUGACUGAUAUUGAUUGACGUGCAAGUCAGCCAAUCAGAGACGGCGCUGGAAGCUUUUAAAGGUGUCCGAAGCUGCGGAGCUGAGCGCGAGCUACCUGUAGGAACCGAAGGAGGCAGAACCGGAGCGGCACCGUUAUCUCGACCCCGCCGGAACCAGCCCGGUUCCUCCUUACAUUAACCGCUUUGGCUAACUUGUAAACCUUAAAGAUGACCCUCCGUUUUCUCCCUUUCGUCUUUCUUUUUGGAUUUGUCGCAAUAGGAAUGACAGCUGCGAAUGAAAACACAUCUUACUAUACCACGGAGGCGGUUCUUCUGGAUGCCAAUUCUACAACUUCUUACACGGCAACAAGCCUAAGUUCCAGCAUCAACCAGACCCUAAGCAAUGGGCCAUCUACUGCAACAAGCACUAGAAUUACAGAACAUGUCACAGAAGAACUUACAAGCGUCACAACAACCAGUCCUACUGCAGGGACGAGCAGUGAGCCGAAGACCACAGAAUACACAACCACCAUCACAACCAGCAGCCAAAAUAAUUAUUCAUCUGCUCCAGCUACUGCCACAGCAGUGGUAGUAACAGGGCCAGAAAUGAGUGACCCCCCCACCAAUGAGAUUAUAAAUACAACCAGUGACACACAUUUUACAACCACAAAAGGAUUGACUACAUUAAUUGGGACUACUGCAUCCACAACCACCGAGAUAUCUACAGGUACAACAAUGACAUCCACAAGCACAGAGUUAUCUACUGAUACAGCGAUGACAUCCAUAAGCACAGAGACAUCUACAGGUACAACAAUGACAUCCACAAACACAGAGUUAUCUACAGGUACAACAAUGACAUCUGCAAACCCAGAGAUAUCUACAGGUACCACAAUGACAUCCACAAGUACAGAGACAUCUACAGGUACAACAAUGACAUCCACAAACACAGAGUUAUCUACUGAUACAGCGAUGACAUCCACAAGUACAGAGACAUCUACAGGUACAACAAUGACAUCUGCAAACCCAGAGAUAUCUACAGGUACAACAAUGGCAUCUGCAAACACAGAGAUAUCUACUGGUAUAAUGAUGGCAUCCACAAACACAGACACAUCUACGGGUACAACAACGACAUCCACAAACACCGAGAUAUCUACUGGUACAAUGAUGACAUCUGCAAACACCGAGAUAUCUACAGGUACAAUGAUGACAUCCACAAACACAGACACACCUACAGGUACAACAACAACAUCCACAAACACAGAGAUAUCUACUGGUACAACAACGACAUCCACAAACACAGAGAUAUCUACUGGUACAACAACGACAUCCACAAACACCGAGAUAUCUACUGGUACAACAACAACAUCCACAAAUACCGAGAUAUCUACUGGUACAACAACGACAUCCACAAACACUGAGAUAUCUACAGGUACAACAACGACAUCCACAAACACCGAGAUAUCUACUGGUACAACAACAACAUCCACAAAUACCGAGAUAUCUACUGGUACAACAACGACAUCCACAAACACUGAGAUAUCUACAGGUAUAAAAACGACAUCCACAAACACAGAGAUGUCUGCGGGUACAAUGAUGACAUCCACAAACACAGACAAACCUACAGGUACAAUAACAACAUCCACAAACACCGAGAUAUCUACUGGUAUAAAAACGACAUCCACAAACACAGAGAUGUCUGCGGGUACAAUGAUGACAUCCACAAACACAGACACACCCACAGGUACAACAACAACAUCCACAAACACCGAGAUAUCUACAGGUACAAUGAUGACAUCCACAAACACAAACAAACCUACAGGUGCAACAUCCACAAACACCGAGAUGUCUACAGGUACAACAACGACAUCUGCAAACACUGAGACAAGUACACGGAUCACACACUCAAAUACCGUAACAACCACAGGAAAACCUUUGGUCACUACAAGCAAUGAAAUGAACACAGGGACAUCAGCCUCAUCAACCUACAGUACAAGCAGGCCAAUGACAGCAACAAGCAUCAAUCAAAGUGGAGCUACAUCUUCCCAAGUCACUAAUACAGCGUCUGGCCAAACGACUAAAACCACUCCUACUAAUCCAGCAACUGCCUCUUCCAACACUACUCUGACCUCUGCUGCCACCACCAGUGCUAUCCUUACCAACAGCAUAGACCCUGCUGUCACUACUAGUGCCAUUCAACCAACAGAAAGCCCCGUUUCCACUGCUCCCACACCCUUAGUUUGUCCAGCUGCCCCGUGUCCAGUUGGGAGCGCCUGCCUGAACGGGACAUGCCAGUGUCUUUCAGGCAGUUACCUUUCGAAUGGAAAGUGUGUACCAGCCAGAGUCUUCCCAGGAAACCUUCGUGUCACCUCCUUAACGUUUGACGUUCAGAUGAGCAACAGGUCCUCAAGCAUAUUUAGAGAAACGGCAGCAAAUAUAAGUGCAGCCCUCAGAGAUGUCCUAAAAAAUGAGCAGGGGUAUGUAAAGUCUGAUGUAAUUCAACUGCAAUCUGGCAGUGUGGUAGCCAGCGUGAAUAACAUCUUUGAAAACACCGCUGCGUCUGAAGAGUCUAUCAAACAGACCAUCGAUGACGCUAUAUCCAAAUCCACGGGGUUGUUGCAAAAUGCUACCUUCAAAAGCACAUCGCUGUGUGAGCAGGAGCCAGUACCCUGUGACGCUGCUUCCACCGUGUGUACAAACAAAAACGGUCAGGCUACUUGCUCCUGUUCUGAGGGCUACAUCUCCACUGUGUUCUCAAACAUCAGCUGCAAAGCAUGUCCAAGUGGUCAGAAGGCAGUGAGAAACACAUGUGAACCAUGUUCCUUUGGAUAUGCUGGCUUCAACUGCAAUGACUCGUCACUUUUGGCUGUCGUGAUCAUCUCCUGUGUUCUUGGAGGAGUUCUUCUGAUCCUGGUUCUGGUUCUGCUCAUUUACUGCUGCCGGGGGAGAUGCUCCAGCAAGAGUCCUAACUUUGGCACCAGUCCAUACAACGAAGACCUGAACAAAUCCUGGCCGGCAGACAUCACCCCCAUCCCACGAGCCACCCUCAGCUGGGAAACACCUGGUUCCAUAGAAAUGACAGAAGGGGGCAGCACCAACACACUGGUGGAGAAAAAUCAUCACAGCAACGGCCUGGGAUCUCAUCUGAAGCAGAAAAAAUGGAAAAAGUCUGGAUCCUACGAUCUCAACACAGAAGACAUGAAGACGUUCAAAGGUAGAAAUUCAUCCCGUUAUUCAUACCUGGUCCAAGGCCACGAGAAUCCGUACUUCCUGCCAGGAGACGAGAACAGGAACUGAUGGGGGCGAAUCAAAGAGAAGUGGAAGAUGAGAGCGCGCAGCACAUUUCCUGAGCAGGACCAGGUUUUUAUCAGGAUGCUCAGACUCGGGUGAAUCAUGAAGGACAUGCUCAAACGCAGGCUAACCAAAGAAAUUAUCCAGGCAGAGACAUUUCUACAUUUUUCUAAUAAGGUUGUGUGCAACCAUUAAAAUAUUGCUUUCUUUGAUCUGUAUGUUUUAAAUGAUGCAUUUUUCUUUUUCCAUUUUUUUUUUAUUUUAAAGAAAUCCAUGUCUGAUCUUUCAAAACAAAGCUUAUUUUGACAAUUGCACGAGUGUGUGUAAAGUUUACCUCCAAUUUUAUCUCUUAAUCAAAUGUGAAAUGUGGGGAAAUUUUGGGGUUUCUGUAGUUCUUCUUUAAGCCAUAAUCCUUUCUUAUUGAAACAAAUCAUCAGUUACUGAGGGGGCUGGAUCCCUACUUUGGGCUGUAAUGAAGGUGUUUUUUUAUCUUAUAGCAGUCAAACACUGAGUCUUUAAUGCAGCUUCAUCUGUAAAAUGUGCCUGUUUUAGUGGUCAGUUUGACAAAUAGGAAACAUGCAAAACUUGUCAGAAAAAUCUUUUUGGAUGUGCCAAUUAUCACAGUUACAAUUCUCUUGAAGAUUCUUUAUAAAUAUAUUUAUCCUUUUGUGUGUGGGGCAGUUCACUGUUUUUUAUGUGUGCAAAGUUUUUGUACAUGACUGAGGAGAGUGGGUGUGAAAGAAAUAAAUUAAUUUAAACACAA
Oryzias melastigma (Indian medaka) is the source of this 4050-nucleotide messenger RNA. Its product is annotated as mucin-21. Lineage: Eukaryota; Metazoa; Chordata; Actinopteri; Beloniformes; Adrianichthyidae. The transcript has 15 exons. Bases 228 to 3293 code for a protein of 1021 amino acids. The record is from RefSeq and is a predicted model, not a curated record. Gene Ontology annotation, biological process: cell-cell junction assembly.